Molecule: messenger RNA, 1730 nt
Organism: Daktulosphaira vitifoliae (grape phylloxera)
Lineage: Eukaryota; Metazoa; Arthropoda; Insecta; Hemiptera; Phylloxeridae
Product: transcriptional repressor protein YY1-like
Exons: 7
Coding region: 111-1253 (380 amino acids)
Biological process (GO): regulation of transcription by RNA polymerase II
Cellular component (GO): PcG protein complex; transcription regulator complex
Molecular function (GO): RNA polymerase II cis-regulatory region sequence-specific DNA binding; DNA-binding transcription factor activity, RNA polymerase II-specific
Source: RefSeq, a predicted model, not a curated record
CCCGUCGUCCACCUUCAUAUUAUAGUGUAGACGGUCGCCAUUUUUCUCGCGCGUAAGUCGCUCGGACGUGCGUGCGACAUAUUUUUUAAGUAUAAACAAUAACAAACAAAAUGGCGUCGCCGGCAGAUUAUAUGAAACCUGACUUAGAAACUGUUAAGUUGGAACAUAUACCUGUGGAGAUGCCGUGUGAGGUGGUGGAAACUACUGUAGUGGAUCAGAAUGGUAGGCACCUUAUUAUGGCUCCAAUACAAGGGAUAGUAAAGAAUGAAAAUACUAUGUUGUUGCAAGCAGCUUCUAUCAGUGGUCAGCAUCAAGACCAUGAAGAUAAUCAACUUACAUAUGUGUAUGAGAGUGUCGUUCCCCAAGAACUUUAUGCUGAACCCGAAAGUCCUGGACCUUCUAGAAACAGAUUUAAAAAAGAAAAUGUUGAAGAUCAUUUUCUUGUUCAAGCUAUCCCAUCACCUCCAGAGCCAGUAUCUAUUGGUCGCCCUAGGAAAUGGGAACAAAAGCAAGUGCAAAUCAGAACUUUAGAAGGAGAAUUUUCUGUAACUAUGUGGGCAUCUGGAACUGAUGAUGAUUACAUUUUAGAAGAAGUUAGUAAUCCUGAACCAGAUCCUGAUCCUGAUUAUGAAGAAUACAUGACUGAACAGACUAUAACAGAAGAAAUUCCUCAAAUUAAUCUAAGUGACCCUAAACAACUUGCUGAUUUUGCAAGACCUGGUCAUAAAACGAAAGUAAAAAAAUCUUAUGGUCAAGAAAUGAUGGACCGUACAAUUGCUUGUCCAAACAAAAAUUGCUCAAAAAUGUUCAGAGAUAAUUCUGCUAUGCGAAAACAUCUUCAUACUCAUGGGCCUCGUGUUCAUGUAUGUGCAGAAUGUGGUAAAGCAUUUGUUGAAAGUUCAAAACUCAAACGACAUCAAUUAGUACAUACUGGAGAAAAACCAUUUCAGUGUACGUUUGAAGGAUGUGGUAAGAGAUUUUCAUUGGAUUUCAAUCUUAGAACUCAUGUUAGGAUACAUACGGGUGAUCGACCUUAUGUUUGUCCAUUUGAUGCGUGUAACAAAAAGUUUGCCCAGUCAACUAAUUUAAAAUCACACAUUUUAACUCAUGCCAAAGCUAACAGACAUAUGUCUCGACCAAGACCUAGCUCCAAUAGGUCAGUAAACCAAGAACAAGAUGAUUUAAAUCAGCAAUAUGUAAAUGUUGAAAUUCCCGAAGUUGACCACCAACAUUUUAUUGUAUAUGCUGAAUAAUGUAUGAGAAUUUAAUGAAAGAAACCAAGUUGAAUAUGGUGACAUUUGUAUUCUUCACAGUUACUGAAUUAAAAAUAUAUUUCAUCAUAUUAGCAUGAUAUUUAUGUUGAAUUUAUGUACAUAUCUACUGUUUUAAUUAAGAAAGUAUAAUUGUACCUAAAUUGCCUAUUUUUAACUGUAUAGUACCUAAGCCGCAAUUAAAAAAAAAUGAUUAGCUAUUCUAAUAUUAUCUUUUUUAUCUACAUUAUAAAUUAUUUCAAGCCCAGACUACUUGUUAUGCUAAUGUAUGGGCUUUCUGUAAAUUGGUACUUUACUAAAAAAAAUUACAUAUAUGUAUGUAUACAUAUAUUUUAUUUUAUUUCAUAAGAAGUGUAAACAAUUUACUUGUUGUUAUAAGACUGUGAAAAAUGAUAUGAGCAAAUUUGUUUAAUUUUUUUUUUUAUAUAUAGAAUUUGUAUGGCUUUUUCAGUGAUAAUA